Ilyonectria robusta is the source of this 1047-nucleotide messenger RNA. RefSeq lists its product as uncharacterized. The transcript has a single exon. The coding region runs from base 1 to 1047 and encodes 348 amino acids. Gene Ontology annotation, molecular function: NAD binding; D-lactate dehydrogenase (NAD+) activity. The record is from RefSeq and is a predicted model, not a curated record. NCBI's taxonomy places the organism in Eukaryota, Fungi, Ascomycota, Sordariomycetes, Hypocreales, Nectriaceae.
AUGAAGGUCGCCGUAUUUAGCACAAAGCCCUACGACAAGAAGUACUUGACUGCCGUGCUCCAGGAAAAGCACGCCUCCUCCGGCAUUGAGCUCGUCUUCCACGAAUUCGCUCUCAGCGAGGACACCGUCGCCAUCGUCGAGGGCGCCGACGCCGUUUGCGUCUUUGUCAACGACACCCUCAACGACAAUGUACUAUCGGCCCUCUCCGAGUUCGGCGUAAAGGCCAUCCUGCUGCGAUGCGCCGGCUUCAACAACGUCGACCUGGACGCUGCUCAGCGCAUGCGCAUCAUGGUGGCCAACGUGCCCUCGUACUCGCCCGAAGCUGUGGCCGAGUUCGCCGUCGCUCUCAUCCAGACGCUCAAUCGCAAGACGCACCGGGCGUACAACCGCGUCCGAGAGGGCAACUUCUCGCUCGACGGUCUGCUGGGCAGAACUCUUUGCGGCAAGACGGUCGGCAUCGUCGGCGUCGGCAAGAUUGGCCUAGCCACCGCCCGCAUCAUGAAGGGCUUCGGCUGCCGUCUUCUUGCGUACGACCCCUUCCCGUCGUCUGCAUUCGAGGAGUACGGCGAGUACAGGUCUAUCGAGGAUCUCCUGCCAGAAUGCGACAUUGUCAGCUUGCACUGCCCGCUGAUGUUGAACACUCGCCACAUCAUCAACACCAAAACCCUGGCCCUGAUGAAGCCCGGCGCCAUGCUGGUCAACACCUCCCGAGGCGGCCUCAUUGACACGGAAGCCGUCAUCCACUCGCUCAAGCAAAACCACAUCGGCGGGCUUGCGCUGGACGUGUACGAGGCUGAGGGCGAGCUGUUCUACAACGACCACUCGUCGCACAUCAUCCAGGACGAUCUUCUCAUGCGUUUGAUGACCUUCCCCAACGUCGUCGUCUGUGGUCACCAGGCCUUCUUCACCGAAGAGGCACUCACCGAGAUUGCCGAGUGCACUCUCGCCAACCUCGAAGAGUUCAUGGAGCACCACACGAGCAAGAACUCGUUGACCAAGGAUCUCAAGUUGCGCCGUCGCGAUUCGCUCCCCGUACGUGCCAUCUAA